AUGGCCGAUACCAACAAUUUGUUACGGUUCUUGACGGCCGAGGCAAAGCUUCCUCUGGCCGCUGCCAUCGCUCAAGCCGCAGGUCUUCAGAAGGCAAAUCUAGUCACCAUCGAGGAUCUUGCCAAAACCGACUUUGACACUCUCAAAGCAGCUUCCGCCACCGACAAAGCUGCGAAAGCCACUUUAGCUGCUGCAAAGCGUGUCUCUAUCAAACGCAAAAGAGGCCUCCCUGAGUCUUCUACUCCACUGUCUUCCAAGCGUGCCAAAGCCGACCCUGCCGAAAUCAAGUCUCCAGCCGAUGUAGAAGCUUCGCUGACCUUACCUGUGUCUGACCUCGCUGAAGACGAGCUUGCGAACAUUGCACUUAUCACUAACCGUGCUCCUUUAUUACUGGCAUUUGCUGCCACUCUAAUCAAGUACACUAUGCCUGAACAACCCACUUCCUCACGUCUGAGUCUUGCUCAGGCCGUAACUUCUUUGAAUGCACAAGCCAAAGCCGCCAACAUUGGCCUUGCAAACUCAACCGCAGAGAAAGAAGGUUGGGGUCAGGGCCAGUCGCUCGUUCGGGUCAUGUCUAGGGACGUCCGCGUCUUGAAGCGCUGGGGAUAUGAUUGGAAACCAGAUACAAAAGAUUCUUCAAAGGACAUCAAGACAGAAGUUUCAGACCAGAAACCUACGACUGGCGAGCUCGAUGCCCCGUCUGCAGAAGAGUCACCUGCACUGCUCGCGCUCGACCUGGAGCAGCUGAAGCGUCUAGAUGGUCCUCCAAUUGUCUCUGCAUCUGCAAGCACAGCCGGUCUGCCAGUAUAUCACGCAGACUCUGCACGAAGCUAUAUCAUGAGAGCUUUUGAUUCUGUCUACGACGAUGAACCCGAGACGAAGAAAAAGAAGAGACCAGCGGCUGAGCUUGCCGCGGAGCGCGAGGCGAAUCUAGGACACCUCAUCAGGGCGCUGGACCUGUUGUUUCAGUCGUGGUCCACCGUAAUCAGCUCAGAUGAUCUAGACAAACGUGCUUGGAGUUGGUAUGUCAAAGUACGACCACAAGUUGAAGCAGGUCGUGCUGGUUGGGGGGCAAAAGGUCAAGUCAAGCUCAAGGAUAUCUUGGAACUAAGGCGACCUGAUUGA
Molecule: messenger RNA, 1125 nt
Organism: Aureobasidium melanogenum CBS 110374
Lineage: Eukaryota; Fungi; Ascomycota; Dothideomycetes; Dothideales; Saccotheciaceae
Exons: 2
Coding region: 1-1125 (374 amino acids)
Source: RefSeq, a predicted model, not a curated record